GAUCCUCACCAAGGAGGCCGAGGAGGCCCAAGAGGAGCCCACGGUCCAGCUCAAGGACAAGGAGGUGGACGAUCUGGCCAAGAAACUGGCCAAGACGGAGAUUUAAGAGAUGUAUGGAUCGUUUUAUUUGGUUUACAGGUUUAGAUGAUGGAACGCAAGAAGGAUGACCCCCCCAUAUACAGGAGUGAGGAGACAGAGACGAUACCCCCCAAAAUUACACUUCAUCCCAAGCAGUCCUUGUCGUGGCUACUACAUGCAUAAGUUUUCCAAUCAGAAGGAGCUGGACUACGUACGGAUGCAAGAAAUUGACAUCAUUCCCCGGGUGUUGAGGCCUGCCGUAAUACAGGUGGCAUGUCUGAGGCAGUUUUCGUCACUCCACAAUCACCCCACGAAGCCGGCAUCCAUGGGGAUGCUAUUAGAUCACAAGAACAACGAGACGGAAUCGCGUGAGCUUGAAUCGCAGUAUAUAGUAGACAAAAUACUACGGCAUCCUGCCGGACUUGCAGCUAGGGUAAUAAAACAAAUCCACAAACAAAUCAAAGACUUCAAAAACACCUACGCAUUAGUGAUGUGGUUUGAGAGGGCCGAGAGGGUCCCGGCUGCUGCUGUUGCUGAAAGGGCUGAGGGGGGAAAGGAGGGAGAUGGGGAUGCAGGGGCUUGAUGGCAAGGGAGCUUGAAGACCCUGGGGAAGGGAGGUCGAAUUCGGGCGCUGUUGGAAACUUGGAGAG
Colletotrichum phormii is the source of this 728-nucleotide messenger RNA. RefSeq lists its product as uncharacterized. The transcript has a single exon. The coding region runs from base 164 to 661 and encodes 165 amino acids. The record is from RefSeq and is a predicted model, not a curated record. Lineage: Eukaryota; Fungi; Ascomycota; Sordariomycetes; Glomerellales; Glomerellaceae.